This is a messenger RNA of Olea europaea var. sylvestris, 1501 nucleotides long. RefSeq names its product tRNA (guanine-N(7)-)-methyltransferase. The record is from RefSeq and is a predicted model, not a curated record. NCBI's taxonomy places the organism in Eukaryota, Viridiplantae, Streptophyta, Magnoliopsida, Lamiales, Oleaceae. Bases 53 to 967 code for a protein of 304 amino acids. The transcript has 9 exons. Gene Ontology annotation, cellular component: tRNA methyltransferase complex. Gene Ontology annotation, biological process: RNA (guanine-N7)-methylation; tRNA methylation. Gene Ontology annotation, molecular function: tRNA (guanine(46)-N7)-methyltransferase activity.
GCAAGGGUUCCUUCUUCCAAACAGUAGCAGCUCCACCAUAUCUCCAGCCUUCAUGUUUUCUGCCAUUUCAGCUCCUCUAUACCCAAAUUUUAUCAAAAAAUUAUUACUAGUUACACCGCCUGCUGUCGCAUUAUCAUUACCUCCGCCUUUUGUCCACAACCGCCGUGGCAGCUGUACUUUUGCUGCAGCCACCGUCUCUUCGCCUUCAGUCGUUACAGAAUUUAAAGAAAUCAGAAGCCCAGAACUCGUGGCCCGGGAAUAUGCCGACCUCAAUCUCUCGGACAAAUUUUGCGAGGAGGUGGGUCAUGUUAGAAUCCGACAGCAUGUUAAUCCUCUUCGUUCUUCUCUCAUGAUUCCUGCUGAAGUGCCAGAAUGGAAUGAAGUCUAUGAGGAUGCAAAAUUGCCACUGAUGGUGGAUAUUGGGAGCGGUAGUGGCAGAUUUCUCUUGAGGCUUGCUAAAAAAAAUCCCACAUUUAGGAAUUAUCUGGGAUUGGAGAUACGUCCAAAGUUGGUCACACGUGCUAAUUAUUGGGUAGAUGAGCUUUCUAUGAGAAAUAUACAUUUCAUGUUUGCUAAUGCCACGAUCUCCUUCAAACAACUUGUAUCGACAUAUCCUGGACCAUUGAUGUUUGUUUCGAUCUUGUGCCCAGAUCCACAUUUCAAGAAGAAGCAUCGCAAAAGAAGGGUUGUGCAGAAGCCUCUUGUUGAGUCAAUUGUGGACAGUUUAAUGCCAGGUGGACAGGUCUUCAUUCAAUCAGAUGUCCUUGAAGUGGCAAUUGACAUGAGGAACUAUUUUGAUGCUAAGUUAGAUAAACUUGUACAUGUUAACAGUAUUUACACUAAUAUGCUUUGUGACACUGAGGGAUGGUUGUUGAAUAAUCCAUUGGGAAUAAGGACGGAGCGUGAGAUCCAUGCUGAAUUUGAAGGUGCUAGAAUUUACAGAAGAAUGUACCAAAAGCAGAGUUGAUUAUGCUCCUCGUGUUGUUCCAUGAAGCACAGGACUUCUUAGUUGAUUAGUCUACUUGCAGAAUUGCUCUGCCAGCUACCAUGGGCCAGUGAUCUUUGUAGCAUUCUUGGUUUACAAGGCCUGGUUCUUGCUUGAAUGGCACAAGAAGUUGCUUUUUGAGGAAAUGACUAAGAAACAUUCUUGGUGCAAUCUUUUAUCAUUAGUCAUAACCUCCUUUCCUUAGGGCCCAUCAUCCUCGACUAGCAAUGAUUGUACUCAAUACGCCAUUGAAAGACAUUUAUGUUCGCGUUGUAAAGAGAGAGUCAUGGUGGACCGACAGUUCCUUUUGACAAAUGAGCUAUCCUGUUGAAACCUUCUACUUGGACCGAGUAUUGUAUAUUUGCACCAAAAUCAUUUGAUUGUUUCUUUAGCUGAUGCUGCCUUUGCACUUGUUUCUCCAUAUGCCCUUAUCAAUCGACAAUGUUCUUUUAGCAGCUAAUGCAAUUUCCUGGCAUAUUAAGUCGUUUAUAUCAAAUUCACGCGUGCUGUCCUGAA